AUGUCUUCUUCGGCCUGUCUCUCACCGUUACCUUCCGUCACGAAACUUCAAGUCGAUUCCGUUACUUUUUCACCCUCCGUUAACUCACCGGCUUCCUCUAAACCCCUCUUCCUCGGUGGCGCAGGUGUGCGAGGGUUAGAUAUCCAAGGAAAAUUUGUGAUUUUCACCGUCAUCGGUGUUUACCUAGAUGCCGACGCCGUUCCGUCUCUCUCCGUUAAAUGGACGGGCAAAACCUCAGAGGAGUUAACGGAAUCCGUCCCUUUUUUUCGUGAAAUCGUGACAGGUGCGUUUGAGAAAUUUAUUAAGGUGACGAUGAAACUGCCGUUAACGGGACAGCAAUACUCGGAGAAAGUAACGGAGAACUGUGUGGCGAUUUGGAAGGCGUUAGGGAUUUACACAGACUCUGAGGCUAAAGCUGUGGAGAGAUUUUUGGAAGUCUUCAAAGACCAAACGUUCCCUCCCGGUGCUUCUAUCCUCUUCGCUCUCUCCCCUAACGGCUCUCUCACGAUUGCGUUUUCGAAAGACGAUAGCAUUCCUGAAACUGGAAAAGCUGUGAUCGAGAAUAAGUUGUUGGCAGAGGCAGUUCUUGAAUCAAUCAUUGGGAAGAAGGGUGUGUCUCCUGGGACAAGGCUGAGUGUUGCCGAGAGAUUAGCUCAGCUGAUGAAGAAGAACAAGGUCGAAGAGGAAGCUAGCGAUGUUCUCUCGGUCGAGGAUAAAGUGGCCAAAGAGAACUGA
Molecule: messenger RNA, 735 nt
Organism: Microthlaspi erraticum
Lineage: Eukaryota; Viridiplantae; Streptophyta; Magnoliopsida; Brassicales; Brassicaceae
Source: the annotation of a GenBank genome assembly